This is a messenger RNA of Linum trigynum, 3746 nucleotides long. NCBI's taxonomy places the organism in Eukaryota, Viridiplantae, Streptophyta, Magnoliopsida, Malpighiales, Linaceae. The record is from the annotation of a GenBank genome assembly.
AGGGAAGGAAAGGAAAGCGCGCCCACCUUCCUUAGCCUCUGAGUGCAAUGAUGACGGCGUGAGAGGGGGAAAAUAACCCAUCUCUUUUACACUUAUUUCCUCAAAACUACCUUAAUUAAGUUCGUGAUUCAGCUUAGUUUUAGAAUCCGUUGCUGUCUCCUUUGGCGCUCCUUUGUCAGCAGCAAUGCUACUUGUGAUUUCCGGGACCCACAACUCCGUGUUCUUAUGAAAUCUCGAGACUUUGAGCGAGAAGAAGAGAAUUUUCCUCUGUAGAGGAGGCCAAAGGGAGAAAGUUUGAAGGAGAUUUUCAGCCUUUUAUUGACCGCAAUUAGAAACUUCUCUGCUGCGACAUUUCCCCAUUUUCCACUACUGGUGGUGAAGGACGAACUCAUGAGAGUACAAGGUAAGAGAGUCUUCCGAGAUCUUUUUGGCAUGUGGGUUUUCUUUCUGAACCAGUUCUGCGAUAUGGGUUUUGCUCCAUUUUGGCGCUCCUGAGAUUGUUUAGAAGAGCAGCGAGGAUUGAGUUGUGGUUUCGUCUGGUUUCGAAUCGGUCUGUUGAUCGGUUGCUGGUUUUCUUGCUGGGGGUUUUAGUGGUUUCUUUAUUGCUUUGACUAGUUAGCUUAGUUGGUGUGACUUUUGCUUCUGCAAGUAACCGAGUAAUUUUGGUAAACUAAGGUUUUCCGUGUUCUGUUUUCGGAUUGGAUACUGGUGGUAGCGAUUGGUGAUCGGAAACUUGUUUGGCUGAGCUGGUUUAAGCUAAAAAUCCAGAAUUUUGCUUCAAGUUUUCUAAUUUUGGAGACUCUGCUGAGCUGUGGUUCCUGUGUUUAUAUUUUUACAGCAAGCAUCUAUACAGUUCUACGAUUGAGCUUCAGUAUAGUUGAUAAUCUGUGAGUUGUGUCAAUUGUGGUGCUUCCAUUUUUGCUAUCUACGUUGCUAGACAGAAUUCUGGGUAGAAGAUGAACUGAACCAGCUUUCAAUUUUGGCAUUUGAAUUAGGUGAUUUGAGAGAAAUCCGUGGGUUGAAUUGAUUUGGUUAUAUAAUAGUGAUGGCAACAGUAGCUCCAGCCCCGAAUCCUCCGAGUCCUGCUGCUCCCACACCUUCAGGAACUGCAGCAUCACCCCCGCCAUCCAUCCCAUCACCACCACCACCACCACAAUCCUCCUCUCCUCCACCUACUCCAACAAUAUCCCCACCUCCACAAGAUGAUCCUACUCCACCGCCACCAUCAUCAUCACAACCUCCUCCGCCAGCAACACCAUCGACUCCACCACCAUCUGAUUCACCUCCGCCUAGUUCUCCACCACCAUCACAACCUUCUAAUCCACCAUCUACACUACCUCCUCCAGCACCACCGUCUAAUCCACCCACAAGUGCUUCUCCACCUUCGCCAUCACCACCAUCAACACCACAGCCACCGCCAAAUUCGCGUCCUCCACCACCUCCAUCCACGCCUGCCCCUGAUAUUCAACCUCCACCAGCAUCUACUCCACCUGAAAGUUCACCACCGCCACCAGAAACCCCAUCACGACCACCUACUAGUCCUCCCUCACCACCUAGGAAUUCACCUCCUCCUCCUCCACCUUCAAUUCCACCAAGAGGUGCACCUCCACCUCCAAAUAAUGCUUCAUUGCCUCCUACUACUCCUACCCUACAACCACCACCUUCUGGAACAAAUUUUACUCAAUCAACUCCACCACCAGUAAUCAGACUGGCUCCACCUCCUCCCUCGCGGAAUACUCCAUCAUCCUCUUCUCCCCCAUCAUCUGUGAACAAUGAAACUAUUCCGAAUGCAUCUUUUGAUCAAAACGGUGGAGACGGUAGGAUCGGUACUGGAGCCAUAGUGGGUAUCGGAGUAACGCUGGGAAUCUUAAUGCUCACUCUUAUCGGGGUAAUUGCCUGGUGCAUAAAGAAACGCAGGAAAUCUGUUUCUAGAGUCAAUGGUGAUUAUGUGAUUCCUUCACCUUUUGCAUCCUCCCCAUUAUCAGAUUCCAGUUACACAAAAACACAGUCCACUACAGCUCCACUGAUGGGCAGUGGUUCUAGCAGUGACUUCAUUUCUUCACCAGCAGAGCCUGGUGGACUAAUGCAUUCGAGGUCUUUGUUUACAUACGAAGAAAUGGUCUCAGCAACCAAUGGCUUUUCAAGCCAGAAUCUGUUGGGUGAAGGUGGAUUUGGAUGUGUAUAUAAAGGCUGCUUACCAGAUGGGAGAGAGGUUGCAGUGAAGCAACUCAACAUACGUGGAAGCCAGGGUGAAAGGGAAUUCAAAGCUGAAGUUGAUAUCAUAAGCCGAGUGCACCAUCGUCAUUUGGUUUCACUUGUUGGUUAUUGCAUCUCGGACAGCCAGAGAUUGCUUGUUUAUGAAUAUGUCCCUAACAAUACCCUUGAUUACCAUCUCCAUGAGGAAGGCAUACCUGUUUUGGACUGGCCACAUCGCAUCAAAAUAGCUGUGGGUGCAGCUCGUGGAUUAGCUUAUCUACACCAAGACUGUCAUCCUCGGAUUAUUCAUAGGGAUAUCAAGUCGUCAAACAUUCUUUUGGAUAACAACUUUGAAGCCAGGGUUUCAGAUUUUGGUCUUGCCAAGUUAAACCCUGAUGCAAAUACGCAUUUGACAACACGUGUUAUGGGAACCUAUGGAUAUGUCGCCCCAGAGUAUGCAACAAGUGGCAAGUUAACUGAGAAAUCUGAUGUAUACUCAUUUGGAGUUGUGCUCUUGGAGUUGAUCACUGGGCAGAAGCCACUGGAUCCUUCCCAGUCACCAGGAAAAGAGAGUCUAGUUGAACGGGCACGACCUUUCAUGAGCCAUGCACUAGUCAGCGGCGAACUAGGAGGUCUAAUCGACCCAAGGCUUGACAAGAACUAUGUUGAAGAAGAAAUGUUUAGGAUGAUUGAGGCAGCUGCAGCCUGUGUUCGCCAUUCUGCUGCUAAGAGGCCUCACAUGGAACAAAUUGUCAGAGCUCUCGGCGAUAUAGCUGCAGCAGAUUUAACCAACGGAAUGAAAAUUGGAGAAAGUGAGAUAGUCAGGACACCAGAAGAGUCCGAGCAGUUUAGAAUCAUGCAAAGGAUGGCAUUUGGCGGUCAAGAUUUUAGUUCAGGUUUUUUUAGCCAUAGUAGUAUGAACAGCCGAAAUGACAGUCUAGUAUGAAAGUAAAUUUUGGUAGGAAUGAAAAUUUAGCUGUGAAUUACCCUGCAGAGUUCAGAGGUUGAAUGAGAGGUUCAGGGUGAUCUUCACUAUUGGGGUACAUAGAAUUGUCAGCCUCUAGGGUGAAGGGCAAAAUCAGGUUUAGGAAAAUGGCUCAUUCCUCAGCCUUUCUAGUAACUGGGCUAAGGGUUAGCUUUUCCACUAUAUCCUUUUAGCUUUUCUACUAUAUCCUUAUAGGGUUUUGAUUACUGUAAAUAGCCCCACCAGAAAUAUUGUAAAGGCUCAAUUUUGAAAUCGAUUCGGAUCAGAAUUUUUCAUUCUGGGUUUCUGUCAGCUGUUUGAGUUAUUCUUACAGAAUGAAUAUCGAUGUCAUUAUCACAUAAAGCCUUACCUGGAAAGCAUGGAUAUAUGUCUCUGCAACAGAAAGCCGCCAGUAAAGAGCUUGAUCACCUUCCGCCUCGCAGCCAUUUAAGAGUGAUUUUAAGGGACUGAAGAGCCACAAAGUUUCCAUUAAUGGCUGUGUUGAUACUAGAAAAAGGGUCACUCAACUAAGGAGGAGAAUUGAUUCUCAGAAUUGUCAGGUGAAAAAUGAAAAAAUCUUGUGGAA